GAGCAUACAAGCAUUCUGAGUAUUUUACAACUGGUUUUGCCAUCUAGCGAUAUUGUUCUUCUCUUCUCACGGCAUUUGUGCGCGUGAGUAAAUUUGGUACUGAGGAGAUUCGACUUGUAAAAUUUUAGUAAAUACUCACGUGUAAAAGGUCAUUCAAAAUGCCGUCAGAUGCCAAAAAGAGACAGCAGCAAAAAAAGAAGGAAGCUGCAAAAGCAAGACAAUCUGGCCGUAAACCAACCAGUAACAAAACUGAAAAUGGUUCAUCUGAGAAAGAUGCGAAUGCUCAACAAAAUCAAGGAGAAGUAAAUGGAACUUGCGAAAAUGGAAUCGAAAUCAGUGCUGAAGAGGCCCUGUGCAGGAAGCUGGAAGCCGAUGCAAAGCUGAAUGCCGAAGCACGAGCGUGCACUGGCAGCCUGGCUGUGCACCCCCGCAGUCGGGAUGUCAAGAUCGAUAACUUGUCCAUCUCGUUCCACGGUCACGAGCUGCUGCAGGACACUGUCCUGGAGUUGAACUGUGGUCGUCGUUACGGCCUGCUGGGACUCAAUGGAUGUGGCAAGUCGACGCUGCUGUCCGUGCUGGGCAACCGGGAGGUGCCGAUCCCGGAGCACAUAGACAUCUUCCACCUGACGCGGGAGAUGCCGGCCUCCGACAAGACGGCCCUGCAGUGCGUCAUGGAGGUGGACGAGGAGCGACUGCGGCUGGAGAAGCUGGCGGAGCAGCUGGUCGCCUGCGAGGACGACGACUCGCAGGAGCAGCUGAUGGACAUCUACGAGCGGCUGGACGCGAUGAGCGCGGACACGGCCGAGAUGAGGGCGGCCUGGAUCCUGCACGGUCUCGGCUUCAGCAAGGAGAUGCAGGGCCAGAAGACCAAGGACUUCUCGGGGGGCUGGCGCAUGCGCAUCGCCCUGGCGCGCGCCCUGUACGUGACGCCCCACCUGCUGCUGCUGGACGAGCCCACCAACCACCUGGACCUGGACGCCUGCGUGUGGCUAGAGGAGGAGCUCAAGACGUACAAGCGUAUCCUGGUGAUAAUUUCCCACUCACAGGACUUCCUGAAUGGUGUCUGUACUAACAUCAUUCACUUGGACAAAAAACGGCUAAAGUAUUACACUGGUAACUACGAAGCGUUUGUCCGCACCAGACUGGAACUUUUGGAGAACCAAAUGAAACAGUACAACUGGGAGCAGGAUCAGAUCUCCCACAUGAAGAACUACAUUGCGCGGUUCGGCCACGGGUCGGCCAAGCUGGCGAGGCAGGCGCAGAGCAAGGAGAAGACGCUCGCCAAGAUGGUGGCCCAGGGGCUGACGGAGAAGGUGACCAGCGACAAGACAGUGCACUUCUACUUCCCUUCGUGCGGCACCAUCCCCCCACCGGUCAUCAUGGUGCAGAACGUUAGUUUCCGGUACACGGACACGACGCCAUGGAUCUACAAGAACCUGGAGUUCGGCAUUGACUUGGACACUCGGCUGGCCCUGGUGGGCCCCAACGGAGCGGGCAAGAGUACGCUGCUGAAGCUGCUGUGUGCGGAGCUCUUCCCGACGGAGGGGAUGAUCCGCAAGAACUCGCACCUGCGCAUCGCCCGCUACCACCAGCACCUGCACGAACUGCUCGACCUCGACCUGUCGCCCCUCGAGUACAUGAUGCGCUCCUUCCCCGAGAUCAAGGAGAAGGAGGAGAUGAGGAAGAUCAUCGGCCGGUACGGCCUCACCGGCCGCCAGCAGGUGUGCCCCAUCCGGCAGCUGAGCGACGGGCAGCGCUGCCGCGUGGUGUUUGCGUACCUGGCGUGGCAGGUGCCGCACCUGCUCCUGCUGGACGAGCCCACCAACCACCUGGACAUGGAGACCAUCGACGCGCUGGCCGACGCCAUCAACGACUUCGACGGCGGCAUGGUGCUGGUCAGCCAUGACUUCCGCCUCAUCAGCCAGGUGGCUGAAGUGAUCUGGGUUUGCGAGAACGGCACGGUGACCAAGUGGCAGGGCGACAUCCAGACGUACAAGGACCACCUGAAGGCCAAGAUCAUAAAGGACAAGUCCAACAGCGGCAAGAAGACGGCCAAGUAAGCGCCCGGCGGUCGCGACGAGAGCCGUGUGUCGAAAGAGGGAGACGUGUGCUCGCCACGUGCCUCCGCUCAGAGGGUUGAGCCAUCUGGGAAAGUGAAACAUCUCCAGCUCCGAUGAUGUAUUGUUUUUGUGUUAAUUUCAGAAAAACCAAGCUGUGAUUAUAUGGAUUUUGAUUUCAUGUUUAUUUAUUUUGAUGAUAUCUUUUGUAUGCUGUGCAUCUGUUAGCUGUCUUGUGUGCUGUUCGUUAGUUCUGUAAUGAAGUAGUAACACAAACUAGUCUCGUUUUAAAAUUUAUCGGACUUUCAGUUUCUUUUAUUUGGUAAAUUAAAGUAGUUCAAAUAAAUUUUGGCUGUUCUUACAUGAAUCUUGUAAUUUCCAAUAAAACUAGCCAAUCUGGGUGGGGGGGGGGGCAGGGGGGGGGGGGGGGGGCAGGGGGGGGGGGGGAAACUAAAAUAAGUCAUGCACAUAACUUCGUUGGUUGCAAUUUCUGGUUGGUGAAUGUUUUACCAGCUCUCUCGGCUGUCUUGACAUAGUAUUUCGGUAUUGUGUGCCACCUUAAAAGAUGGCUGUACGUAGUCAGGUGUUGUCAUGAUGUUUGUUCACAUGACUAACAAUUUUGGUGAGCUAUGUAUGGAAAAUAGUGUCUGUUGUGCACGUAAUAAAGUGUUUUUGGAUAUUA
Molecule: messenger RNA, 2739 nt
Organism: Bacillus rossius redtenbacheri
Lineage: Eukaryota; Metazoa; Arthropoda; Insecta; Phasmatodea; Bacillidae
Product: ATP-binding cassette sub-family F member 2
Exons: 13
Coding region: 159-2060 (633 amino acids)
Molecular function (GO): ATP hydrolysis activity; ATP binding
Source: RefSeq, a predicted model, not a curated record